This is a messenger RNA of Punctularia strigosozonata HHB-11173 SS5, 601 nucleotides long. RefSeq lists its product as uncharacterized. The coding region runs from base 86 to 376 and encodes 96 amino acids. The transcript is spliced from 4 exons. NCBI's taxonomy places the organism in Eukaryota, Fungi, Basidiomycota, Agaricomycetes, Corticiales, Punctulariaceae. The record is from RefSeq and is a predicted model, not a curated record. Gene Ontology annotation, cellular component: mitochondrial inner membrane peptidase complex.
CGGGCUUGUUCAAUUGAGUACCUGCCUGGUGCUGGGAGUUCCUUGACGUAUAGAGGCUCUGCUGCUUACUUGGUCUGUCUGUCCGAUGUCUACUUCCGUCCAUCGAGAAGAAAAAUCGGAGCAAAAGGCGCCCUGCCGGAUUUUCGAGAUCCUCCAGUACAACUGCGAGCCGGAAGGCACAGGCUAUCACUGCUUCCCGAUAUCUCGAAUCUUUCGAAUAUGCGACGGGCGACCAGCCAUAGAGAUUACUAGGUUCGUUGAUGUUGACGUGAAAACCGGUGCGGUAGAGCUUCCCUCGGACCCCUCACAAAUCUUACCCAAAGGGCGGCCUUGGCGAGACGUGGUGCGGUAUAACACGAAGACCUCGGACGAAUGAUUCCUUUCAUAACAUUGGGUCUUUUGUUGAUACCUUCCCCCCCCCCCCCCCACCGCGACUGUUGCAUUCACGGCGAUAUCGUGCUUGUACACCUACUAUCUAUAGAGUUCUCGGCGUUUCUCAUGUCGCGCUGGACAGCGUGCCUCCUCCGUUAACCACGACACCUUGCGGUGACCUUUGAUGUAAAGUCGGUCACUAUGUUUGCAACACGAACGUAUCCCACCC